Caenorhabditis bovis is the source of this 903-nucleotide messenger RNA. NCBI's taxonomy places the organism in Eukaryota, Metazoa, Nematoda, Chromadorea, Rhabditida, Rhabditidae. The record is from the annotation of a GenBank genome assembly.
AUGUCCGAUAUCAAGCAGCUCGAGCUUGAAGCUCACUCCCUUCGCCGUGUGGCAUUCUUCGGUGUCGCCAUCUCCACCGUCGCCACCUUGGUGUGCGUCUUGUCGGUGCCAAUGCUCUACAACUACAUGCAGCACAUGCAAUCCGUUAUGCAAUCCGAGGUCGACUUCUGUCGCUCCCGAUCUGGAAACAUCUGGAGAGAAGUGACCCGCACCCAGGUUCUCACUAAGGUCUCUGGAGGAGCUAUCCGUUCCCGCCGUCAAGCCGGAUACGAAAGCCUCGGAGUUGAAGGAUCCCACUCGUCUGCUGGAGGAUGCUGCGGAUGCGGAGUCUCCGCUCAAGGACCACCAGGACCACCAGGACCAGACGGAGAGGAUGGAGCCGAUGGACAGCCAGGAGCCCCAGGAAACGAUGGACCAGACGGACCAGCCGCCACUCCAGCCCCACACCACGAAUUCUGCAUCGAUUGCCCAGCCGGACCAGCUGGACCAGCUGGACCAACUGGACCAAAGGGACCAAACGGAAACCCAGGAUUCGAUGGACAGCCAGGUGCCCCAGGAAACCCAGGAGCCCCAGGAGCACCAGGAGCCCCAGGACAGGCAGGAGCCGACGGACACCCAGGAAACCCCGGAGCCCCAGGAGCCCCAGGACAAGUUCGCGAUGUUCCAGCUCCAGCCGGACCACCAGGACCACCAGGACCAGACGGACCAGCCGGACCGGCCGGAUCCCCAGGAGCCCCAGGACACCCAGGAUCCCAAGGACCACAAGGACCACCAGGAGACAACGGAGCCCCAGGAGCACCAGGACAGCCUGGAAGAAACGGAGACAAUGGAGCCGAUGGAGAGACCGGAGCCCCAGGAGGUUGCGACCACUGCCCACCACCAAGAACCGCUCCAGGAUAUUAA